Molecule: messenger RNA, 1589 nt
Organism: Arachis ipaensis
Lineage: Eukaryota; Viridiplantae; Streptophyta; Magnoliopsida; Fabales; Fabaceae
Source: RefSeq, a predicted model, not a curated record
CACGUACUCACGUAGCACGCGAAAAGAAAUAGGAAUCGGAAAUAGUCAAGUUAGUUCCAAGUUUGUGAAGCUAAACCUUUUCGCCGUCGUGGCCGCCGCUAACCUCCCUUUAAGUUGUUAUGGAGCAGCCACAUGAUUAUUACGAGAGGAAGAGGAUGCCUUUAACAGUCACCAUACACGCCUCAAAACGGCUGCUGUCUUCGACGGUAACGCAAUCGCAGCCGCUGCCGUUACUUCCGGAUGAACUCAUCAGAGAAAUCUUGCUGAGGCUUCCGGCGAGAUCGCUGCUUCGGUUACGGAAAGUAUGUAGUUCAUGGAAAACCCUAAUUUCCAUCCCUCAAUUCGCCAAAGACCAUCUUCAACAUUCAACCGCUGCGGAUCCAAGUUUGAGUGGGCCACGAGUUGCUUAUCAUCAUAGUUGCCACUACGAAUUCGGAGAUUUCUCCUUACGCUCCUUGGUCGAGAACCCUUCCAAACCUACCGAAAUCGUUCUUUUGGAGGAGAGACUUAACCACGUAGUUAUUGGCUCUUGCAAUGGAUUGCUGUGCUUUUAUGAUGUUGUUGGCAUCAACAUCUUUGUCAGGUUGUGGAAUCCCUGUACUGGAUUAUUGACAACCCCAUCGGUGGAACGUGGGGAUUUCUUAACGGUUUUCGGCUUCGGCUAUGAUCAUGUGAACGACAAGUACAAGCUUUUUGCGAUUGUAAAUCACAUGGGGUAUCAUACAACCAAAAUUCAUACAUUUUGCCGCAACCCUUCCAAGAGAGCCAUUCAAGGUAUCCCAUUUAGCAGCAUAAAGGGUGAUCGUAAAGGGGUAUUUGUGCCUGGCACCGCUACCCUUAACUGGAUCCUGGAUUGCUUGGUUUUUUCCCUUGACUUGGUGAAGGAGACUUUUAGUGAGUUUUCCCUUCCCGUCAGUGAUCCGAAUGAUAAAACCUUCAACUUCCCAGGGUUAUGUGAGCUGAGGAACUGCCUUGCAUAUUGUUUUAAUCAUGAGAAAACUCAUUGGUUUGUGUGGAUCAUGAAGGAGUAUGGAGUGCCUAAAUCUUGGACUAAAUUGGCCAUCAUCCCCUGCCUUCCGCGUCUAACUGAUUAUCAUUUACGGCCAUUGUAUAUCUGGGGAAACAAUAUUCUUGUGGCGGUUGCAUCAAGUUUAAGGAUAGUUCUGUAUAAUUUGGAUAAUGGUAGCUUUGAAUUUCCUGUAUUGAAACCUACUCCUUCAAUAGGAUUGUUCGUCUUUGUUUAUCAAGAAAGCUUAGUUUCACCACCAUAUCCUGGCCUUCCAAGUAGCUCUUUCAGUUAAUCAAACCCUAACGGACAAGCUGUCUUCUGAAUAAUGGUUUGAUUCUAGUCAACUCCUAUGCCUUCUUUAUGAGUUUUGACUUUUGAGAAUUUAUCUCUUCUUAUUGCUUUGCUAAUUUAGUGAUUAUUUAUCUAGUUUUUUACAAAAUUAUACUACCUGUUAUGAUUAUUGCCAAUUUCAUAUUCACAUGCCCAGGCUGGAUUUGUAGGAUUAACCAUCAUUUACUAGUGUUCCUUUGCGCUUACAGUAAAUUUAUGCUUGUGAUGAAGAUCUGACCUUAGAUUCAAA